GCGAGCGGUGCGAGAGCUGCUCUUCCGUGAAACCAAAACGAGAUCUUAAUAGAAUUCAAAGCGAACCGAACCGAACCCAUCCAAUCCAUUACAAUCGAUCCAUCGCGAGUGCACGUAAUUGGAGCAAGCGGAUUGCCCGUUAAUUGCUGGCGACGGUAAUUGCAGACCGCAUAGCAAACUGCCCCAGAGGUGUUCCCCGUCCUGUUAAUGUGUCAAUUGAUUGAUUGCCUCGCGAUUGCGACCCGUGAUUGAAGCGCAAUGCUCGCCAAGAAGAAGAAGUGCUGGUGGAAGAUCCGCCUGCCGCAGGUGGUGCAGGUCAAGCAGGAUCAGUCGCGGAACUACCGGGAUAUCAUCAACCUCAGCGAGUGCUCCUCGGUGUUGGCCAACACGGUUACGACCAUAAGCGAUAGUUCCACCACCGAGAGCAGUGGCAGUCCCACCGAAGCUCGCCACCGCAGCUGCGACAGUUUGUCCAAGAGUUCGCAGGCGGAGGUGGGCAAGCUCUUCCCCCGGAAUAUGCCCAGUAUACGAAGGAGUCGUCGAAGGGCUGUUUCGGCGGAGAGAGCUAUAAGGGAGCAGCGACUGGAGGAUCAGGUGCAGCCACCUAAAAUGCCACAGAUCAAACCGGAGCAGCAAUCUCGUCUCUCGACAGUGACCAAUUUGACGCCCAAGAAGCCGAGUGGCAAGUCCAGUUGCUCCAAAAAUCGGGGCGCAAAUCCCCCGGCCAAGUGCAUCAUCAAGUCAGCAGUGCGCACGAAAACCAAGCCAAAGGCCAAGAUCACCCUGGCACCCUAUGAAAUAGCCCUGGAACUGCCCAAUGAUUGCCCAGCUCCCACUUUGGCCAUGGCAGUGGCCCAAUCCUCCGGUUGCGAGCAGAGAAAGCUGAGCAGCGAGGAGCAGUUCCACUCGUCGGGGAUCUCCUGCAACGGGGAGACCGACGACGAUGUGGAGGUGGCCAUGCUCACAGGCAGCCUCACGCCCGCCCAGCUGGCCAGGAUCCAGGGACAGGCCAGCAGAUCCAAGCCUCUGCCCUUUGGCGAUCUGAGGAAUCUGAACCUGUGCCGCAACAGAAACGCCGUCUGGCUGAAUCCCAAGGAUACGGAGCAGCUCAUCGAAGUGGACAGCGGCAGCAGGAGCAGAAACUGCUACUUUAACCCGGCCAUUGCCGAUGAUAUACAGCUCAGCGAUAUUGAAGAACAAUUGGCCAGGUUUGAUGGCCACUCAAAGAGGCCGCCGCCGCCGCCAGCAGCGACAGCAGCCAAAAUCACCCAGUCCAGCGAAGUCAGCCGAAAAUUCAAGCCCACGCCCGCACCCCGUUCCAGCGGCAACAUGCAACAGACCCCGCAGCAACAUCCGCAGCAGCAGCAGCAGCAGCAACAUCAUCCGCCCGGCAGCAGCUACUACACGCAGACGGAGAGCGAGCUGCUGCAGAUUGAGGCGGGUGGAACGGGCCUGACCUUCGCCACCCACUCGCAACGCCCCGAGUCGGCGGUCAGCGCCCUGCAGCCCACGUCGUUGGGCAGUCAGGUGGCGUCCACCUCCAACCUGGACGUGCCCUCGGCCGCCUCCAGCGGAAGUGGAGGCAGCGGUGGCAGUGGCGGAGCCCUGGGGUCAGCCAGUCACUUUGUGUCGCCGCUGCAGCGCCGCCACUGCCAACCGCCCAGCCAUCUGCCCCUCAACUCGGUGGCCUCGCCACUCCGCACCGCCAGCUACAAGUCGGCGGCGGCAGUGGUGGGUCACGGCUUCCACCACAGCCACCACCAGCAGUUGGACUUCCAGCGGAACUCGCAGUCGGACGACGACAGCGGCUGCGCCCUCGAGGAGUACACUUGGGUGCCGCCGGGUCUGCGGCCCGAUCAGGUCCGCUUGUACUUCAGUCAACUGCCAGACGACAAAGUGCCCUACGUCAACAGUCCCGGCGAAAAGUAUCGUGUCAAACAAUUGCUGCACCAGCUGCCGCCGCAAGAUAACGAAGUGCGCUACUGCCACUCGCUGAGCGACGAGGAGCGCAAGGAGCUGCGCAUCUUCUCGGCCCAAAGGAAGCGCGAGGCCCUCGGCCGAGGAGCCGUCCGCCUGCUGUCCGACGAGCGACCCUGCAAGGGGUGCGAGGAGCCUUUGUCGGGCGGUGACAUCGUGGUUUUCGCCCAGCGGUUGGGCGCCCAGUUGUGCUGGCAUCCCGGCUGCUUUGUGUGCAGCGUCUGCAAGGAGCUGCUGGUGGACCUCAUCUACUUCCAGCGGGACGGGAACCUCUACUGCGGUCGGCAUCACGCCGAAACCCAGAAGCCACGCUGCUCUGCCUGUGAUGAGAUAAUUUUCUCGGACGAGUGCACGGAGGCGGAGGGCAGGACGUGGCACAUGAAGCACUUCGCCUGCCAGGAGUGCGAGCACCAGCUGGGCGGCCAGCGGUACAUCAUGCGCGAGGGCAAACCGUACUGUCUGGCCUGCUUCGACACGAUGUUCGCCGAGUACUGCGACUACUGCGGCGAGGUGAUCGGCGUGGAUCAGGGCCAGAUGAGCCACGACGGGCAGCACUGGCAUGCGACGGACCAGUGCUUCAGCUGCUGCACCUGCCGCUGCUCCCUGCUGGGCAGACCCUUCCUGCCCAGGAGGGGCACCAUCUACUGCUCCAUUGCCUGCAGCAAGGGCGAGCCGCCCACGCCGUCGGACACGAGUUCGGGUCCCCAGCUGAGGCCCACGCAUCGGGCUUCCACCUCUAGCCAAAUAGCCCGGUCGCCGCGGAGGACGGGUGAGCGGGAGAAGGGAAAGGCCCAUGGUCAUGGUCAUCCGAAGGCCACGGGAAGUGCUGGCGAUCUCCUCGAGCGGCAGGAGCGUCAGCGCAUGGAGGCGGCCGGGGUGGCGGAUCUGCUGCUCGGCGGCGGUGUUCCCGGCAUGCCACGCCCCGCCCAUCCGCCGCCCAUCGACCUCACCGAACUGGGGAUCAGCCUGGACAACAUCUGCGCCGGCGACAAGUCCAUCUUCGGAGACACCCAGACCCUGACCAACUCCAUGCCCGACAUGCUGCUCUCGAAGGGGGAGGACUCGCACAGCUAUCAGAGCAUCGACAAGAUCAAUCUGAACUCGCCGAGCAACUCGGAUCUGACGCAGAGCACCCAGGAGCUGGCCCACGAACUGGAGCUGGACAACGAGCCGGUGCGGGAGCUGCCCCACGAUGGCUACGAGCAGCUCUUCGCCGGCAAUCGCAACCAGGUGGAUCAGGAGUUGGACGACGAGCAGCUGGACAACCGGCCGCUGAAGGAGGUGCGCUUCCACAGCGUCCAGGACACGAUGUCGCGGUCCAAGAGCUACACGGACAACUCGAAUGCCCGGCGGCGGAGGAGGCGUCGCAACCAGUCGCGCAGCUCCUCGGAGAUGCAGAUCAACCAGACGAAUCUCCGCCUGCACAAUGCCCAGACGCAGGUGGGAACGGGGACGGGAACGGGGCCACUCAACCUGCUGAACAACCUGGACAACUGUGACGUGGCCAGCAUCUGCUCCACCUGCUCCUCCAGCUCAUCCAGCGACAUGGACGACUAUGUGUACCGGCUGCCGGCGAGGAAGCAUUACGGCGGAGUGCGAGUGGCCUAUGUGCCCAACGAUGCACUGGCCUACGAGCGCAAGAAGAAGAUGGCCCAGGAGGGGGGUGUGGCUCCUGGAGGAGGCAGUGCAUCCAUGGGUGUGGGCGGUUCACCGGCAAUCAUGCACGAGAGCAAGAACUGCACGAUUUCCUGACCACCCCCCAUGCUGCCGCCGCCGCCCUUCAACCUGAGCAGCUACUACAUCCUGGACACGAUCCUCGAGGAGCAGAGUCUGAUGCUGCCGGAGAAGAAGCCCGGCUGCCUGCGGAGGGUGUGGAACUUCUUUGGGCUGGGCAAGCCCCGUCACUCCAACUCCCAGCACACCAGCAAUGGACGACUAUACAGCGUGUAGGUUUGGAAAGAGAGUGGUUCUCAACACGGUUGACUGGGUGAUUUCCUUAUAGAUAUGAGAAAUCCAAGGACACCUUACAACCGUGGCUGUAAAUAACAUAUCGACAUGUAUAAUACACCCGAUAAGAAGGCACAUAUGAGAUCAGAGAUGAGAGAAAUCGUUGUACAAAGCUAAAACUAUAUCAUAUUUGCAUAUUCAUAUACACAUGCCUCGUCAAGGGGCAUUACCAUAAAUAUUAAGUUAUUCUAGUGUUAGAUCUUAGGCAGAACCGAAUCAAACGAAAAGUAGAGACCACAAACAACAAAUCGCAAUCAACGAACAAUAAAAUCCAACGAAAUCCAAUCGAUGGCCAACAAAAGAAUCUCCAAAAGAGUGAAAGUAUUAUCUGUUUCAGAUAUUAGCCAAACGUGCAAUAAUUUAAAAUGGCAAAAGCAGAACGCAGAAAAAAAACAAACACAACGAAACUUGGAAUCCAUUAACAUUUACAACAUACAUUUGCAGUUUCUUUUCCUCGCAUAUUUUGUAAAACAAAUCGUAUUGAAGAUUCUUUUGUUUGCAAGCCAAACGUUUUAUGUAAUUUGCGUGCUUUCCCCGCAGCGUGAAAGUGAAAUUGUUAUAUAAAGGGAAUGUGUCCAGAAUACUUGAAGUGAAGAAAGUUUUGUAACCAACCAACCAGUGAGAGUUUAACGAAAACCUAUGUCUAAGCUAUGCUAUAUCAACAAGUGUGUAUGGAAACAUAAUCA
Molecule: messenger RNA, 4670 nt
Organism: Drosophila takahashii
Lineage: Eukaryota; Metazoa; Arthropoda; Insecta; Diptera; Drosophilidae
Gene: esn
Product: espinas
Molecular function (GO): zinc ion binding
Source: RefSeq, a predicted model, not a curated record